Molecule: messenger RNA, 336 nt
Organism: Angiostrongylus costaricensis
Lineage: Eukaryota; Metazoa; Nematoda; Chromadorea; Rhabditida; Metastrongylidae
Source: the annotation of a GenBank genome assembly
AUGGGCAUACCAGAAGGCGACUAUGAGAAAGGUAAAAAGAUUUUCAAACAACGCUGUGCACAAUGCCAUGUGAUUGAUUCAAUGGCGACGAAGACUGGUCCCACACUAAACGGCAUUAUUGGACGUACUUCUGGCACAGUGCCUGGAUUCGACUACUCGGAUGCUAAUAAGAAUAAGGGAGUGGUCUGGACGCGUGAGACGCUUUUCGAAUAUUUGCUUGACCCAAAGAAGUAUAUCCCUGGGACAAAGAUGGUGUUUGCUGGUAUUAAGAAGCCCGGUGAACGAGCUGACCUCAUCAAGUACCUCGAACAAGAAGGAGGAAAGAAAGCUUCUUAA